Hemicordylus capensis (graceful crag lizard) is the source of this 7541-nucleotide messenger RNA. It is a transcript of the gene FERMT1, whose product is annotated as FERM domain containing kindlin 1. Gene Ontology annotation, biological process: cell-matrix adhesion; integrin-mediated signaling pathway. Gene Ontology annotation, cellular component: focal adhesion. Gene Ontology annotation, molecular function: integrin binding. The transcript is spliced from 15 exons. The record is from RefSeq and is a predicted model, not a curated record. The coding region runs from base 137 to 2170 and encodes 677 amino acids. NCBI's taxonomy places the organism in Eukaryota, Metazoa, Chordata, Lepidosauria, Squamata, Cordylidae.
GGGAAAGGCGCCUCCUCACAAAGUGUUGCUGGGACCUGAAGAAAGCGACGACUCUUGGCCGGGAGAGGCAGCCCUCAAGAGGAGCAGGUGCUGAAUCUUUUUCCCCUUGUGAGACUGUGGAAUCGUCAGUAGUGCUAUGAUUUCAAAUGAAUAUGGUUCCAAUUCCUGGGAACUCACUGUCACUAUUGAUAGUCAAUAUGAAGGAAAACAAAAUGAGAUCAUACUUCAAGUAUCGGGAGAUCUCCAUAUUGGUGGAGUGAUGCUCAAGCUUGUAGAACAAAUCAAGGUAUCACAAGACUGGUCAGACUAUGCCCUUUGGUGGGAGCAAAAGCAGUGCUGGCUUCUCAAAACCCAUUGGACGCUGGAUAAAUAUGGGGUACAGGCAGAUGCCAAGUUGCUGUUUACCCUUCAGCACAGAAUCCUGCGCCUUCGCUUGCCAAGCAUGAAAACUGUGAGACUGAAUGUCAGCUUCUCUUCAGUGGUAUUCAAGGUAGUCGGCGACAUCUGCAAAACUCUCGGAAUUAGGAGACCAGAAGAACUUUCUCUGUUGAAACAACCUGAGGACACAAAAAAGAAAAAGAGAAAAGAAAAGAACAAAGAGCCAGUCAUAGAAGAUAUUUUAAAUUUGCACAGCUCUCCAGUGAGUUUGGGACUGCCAGCAAGUCCCGGUUUAUAUAGUAAAACCAUGACUCCCAUUUAUGAUCCUGUCAGUGGUACACCUGUUUCUUCCACAAUUGCCUGGUUUGGUGACAGCCCUCUGGCCAAACAGAACUGGAACAACCUCGCCUUCAGCCACCUCAACUGCACACCAGAAUCACUUACUGAAAUGUACCAAUCUCGAACUUUAGUCGACAAAGCAAAACUGAGCUCAGGGUGGCUAGAUUCUUCUCGCUCACUUAUGGAACAAGGUAUCCAGGAGGAUGAUCAACUUCUGUUGCGCUUUAAAUACUAUACUUUCUUUGAUUUGAAUGCAAAAUACGAUGCCAUACGGAUCAACCAGCUGUACGAACAAGCCCGGUGGGCUAUUCUGCUGGAAGAAAUAGACUGCACAGAGGAAGAAACCUUCAUCUUUGCUGCACUGCAGUAUCACAUCAGCAAGCUGGCAUUAUCAUCAGGGUUGCAAGAUUUCACAACUGAAGCUGAAACUGAUGAAGUAGAGGCAGCUCUUUCUAAUCUGGAAGUGACUCUGGAGGGUGGAAAAACAGAGAGUAUUUUGUCACAGGAGGACAUCACAGACAUACCAAAGCUUGCAGAUAAUCUCAAACUAUUUAGAUCCAAAAAGCUAACACUGAAAGCCUUCAAGCCAUAUUGGUUUGUCUUCAAAGACACUUCAUUAUCUUAUUUUAAAAACAAGGAAGCUGAAUAUGGAGAACCCAUUGAGAAGCUCAACCUAAGAGGAUGUGAAAUUGUCCCAGAUGUAAGCGUGUCAGGGAAAAAAUACGGAAUUAAGUUACUCAUCCCUGUGGCUGAUGGAAUGAAUGAACUACACUUAAGAUGUGAUAACGAAAGCCAGUAUGCCAAAUGGAUGGCGGCUUGCAUUUUGGCUUCCAAAGGAAAAACCAUGGCAGACAGUUCUUACCAGCCUGAGGUCCAUAACAUUCUGUCAUUCUUGAAAAUGAAGAGCAGGACUGCUUCUUCUCCUCAAGAAGUUUCUAAUCUGGAAAGCAUGGACAUGAAGCCGGAGUGCUUUAUCUCACCGCGGUGUGCAAAGAAAUACAAGUCCAAGCAGCUGACUGCUCACAUUCUGGAAGCCCAUCAAAACAUUGCCCGCAUGUCUCUUAUGGAAGCUAAAUUGCGGUUUAUCCAGGCAUGGCAGUCCCUUCCUGAGUUUGGCUUAUCAUACUACAUUGUAAGAUUCAGAGGAAGCAAGAAAGAUGAUCUUCUAGGUAUUUCUUACAACCGGCUGAUACGAAUAGACACAGCCACUGGGGACCCAAUUACAACAUGGAGAUUCUCAAAUAUGAAACAAUGGAAUGUGAACUGGGAGAUACGACAGGUUGCAAUCGAGUUUGAUCAAAAUGUGUCUAUUGCUUUCACUUGCCUGAGUGCAGACUGCAAGAUAGUUCAUGAAUACAUUGGAGGCUAUAUUUUCUUGUCAACCCGUUCCAAAGAUCAGAAUGAAACACUGGAUGAAGACCUAUUCCAUAAAUUAACUGGAGGAUGGAAAUGAGGAGAAACAUCUGGAUUGUAUAGGCUAAAUGGGACAAAACCAAACAAAACCUCCUGUUGUAUACACAUCUGUUUUGAACAGAGGAAUGUUACACUGUUCUAAUCACUCUGAUGAAACCUGUUUUGUUUUGUUUUUAGUUGUAUGUCUUACCUCAUGGGUUAUCCAAGUUAAAUUUAAGUACAUAAUACCUGUUGUUCUUCAACAAACAAGCUACAGCAUAAGUAUAGUAUGCACGCUUUCCCUCUGUAAUCUUUAUUGAUGUCUGACACAAUCAACCUGCGAAAACUAAUUAAGUCAGUAUAGUAGCCAGCAAAUACUUAAGGCAUAAUACAUUUGCCCAUCACAUUUUCCCCACCCACCCCACCCUUGUGUGCCACUUAUCCCCUUUCCUGAUCAGUGACCCUCCCAUGCGUGGAGAGCUAUAUUUCCAGGCCAUCUGUGUGUGCCUUAUGAUACAUGUAGGGUGACCCACUAGAUUGGGCCCUUAGUAUUUUUAAUGUGAUACAAUGUAAAUGCCUACUCUUGUUAAUAUGGGUCAUUGCAUAGUGACGAAGAAUCUAUUCUAAAUACUUGUCUCAGUAACUACCACCCCAAAAGCCUUUCCAGAUUAUAAAUAUUUAGGGACUGUAGUGUUCAUUUGUUGCAGGGACCCAUGUGCUGUUUCCUUCAAGUGGUGCCCUGUUUAUGGGGAUAUUAUAAUUUCUCAGCACUCAACCUCAAUAUUGCAUCACAGAAUCACUGCCAUAAUUUCCUAUGCCACCCCAGCAAGCAUUCUGCUGACAUUGCUCUGUGGAAUGCAGCUAAUAUUGUCAGAUGUGGAAUGCAGUUAAUAUUGUCAUUCUGCUGACAUUGCUCUGUGGAAUGCAGCUAAUAUUGUCAGAUGACACCUAGGAAGUAGGAAAGAUACCUGGCAGAUCAGGAGAUGGAGCCUGGUGAGAUAUAGGAAGAAGAAUAUUAGUCCCUGCUGGAGGUAGAGGAUGGCAUCUGGCCAGCGAGGGGAAGAACUGAGCCAUGCCUGGGGCUUCAGGGUAAGCCUGCCAGGCAAAACCAAUUGCAUAACCUCUCCAGCCAAACAGAAAGCAACCUGCCUCUCCCUUGACUGUGGCACUUAAGAUUUUACCACUUAAGAUUUUUACUUCUUUCUCUGGAGACUUUGAAGGAGGCUAAAACCUGAAAUUUCAGAUCAGUCUCUGAAACCUAGAAACCCUAAUGGGGGUGCUUGCACGUCAGGACAUCCAUUGAAUAGUGCCCACUGCAUCACAAGUGACAAGUGGCACAAUCCCAUGUGUGUGCAUAGCUGCCCACGUCAUGCUGUGCGUUGGGUUUAAUUCUGGUUUUAAUUCUUUAAAAGGGAAAUGCUUGUUUAGUCCUUGAAUAAAAAGCAAGUGCCAAACAGUGGCAGGACUAAACCCUUGUGCUGUUGCCACAGUGCCACCACCCCCAGUUUCAUGGACUGUGGUACUUCCUUCUUUAAAGCUUGUUGAGACUGCACUGUCUCCAGCAUUGAAGCACCUAUCUCCUCUUUUUAAAAAAAGAAAGAAAAGGCAAACAGGUUGUUCCUAUAGCCGCAAUGCUAAUCCCAUUACAUGGGGACAGGAUAUAGCUCCACUGAAGUUGGAUUAGGCCGAAGACAAAUAUUCUUCUAAGAAAGAAGAAAAUAGGUGGGAUCUAACAGUAUGCUUCUGCACACAGAAAGUGUCUUCUGCUCAUAGAAAAGGUUGUUCUACAGCUUGCACAAGAGCAAUGUAUGAAAAAAAGUGAAAUGGAAUCCAGAGAUGCUCUUUUACUUCUGCUAGAGUUUGUGCUAUAAAACCAAACUGUUACAGCACUGUGUGAACUCUUGCAUAAAUUGUUGUAUGAGUAUUUGUGAGACUGCGCUAGCAGCUGUUUUUCUUCUGGAUUUAGACCCUUUUUUUUUUGGAAAUGACUCACUCAUCCUCAGAUAAUUCACUUUCAACUUGGAUAAGAAAAUGACCCUUGCUGUGAAUCUAUGAAUCUAAUGCACUGUUCGUAGCAAACCUACUUACAAAGUUUUGUUAAAAAAAAAAAUUCAUAUCCACAUACAAGCUUAUAAAUAGUUUUAACAAAAAAAAAAUACCCACAGAAAAAAAAUCAAAUUUCUUAAUACUAUCACAAUAUAGUAUUAAAUAAUAUUUUCCCUAUUUUACAAUAUCUUGUUUAAUUUUCUGAGUAGCCUUUAUAGUAAUCUUCCUCAUUAUUAGAAACCAAAAUACUUAACUGGUUUAGUAGUAGUAAGUUUAUUUACGGUCCAUGACCAAAUUAGAACACAAAAAAAGUUAAAAUUCUAAUAAAAAUGUUAAAUACAGAGUAACAUUAUAAAACAUUAUGAUAUAAAAAGGUGGGAGGGGAGGAAUAGGCACAUAUAUAUAAACAUAUAAAAGGAAUGUUUAAAAACUAACUGGUUCAUUCCUUAUCUUUAUAGCUGCUACACAAAAUCUUGCCAUGGACCCAGUAAUUCCCUUAUACCAAUCUGACAAAAAAUAAGCAACAUAAUACUCAUUGGAAUGACCCAGAUAUUUUCUAAGAUGAGGCUCGAUCCAGUUGGAGUGAAUAGAUUUGAAGAAAGGCCAAUAGAGGAAAACAUGAGCGAUUGUCUCAACCAUUCCUGCACCACAAGGGCAUGAGCAAUUCCUCCAGGGAAUUCUCUUAUAUCUUCCCUACAAAACCGCAGAGGGCAGAACAUUAAACCGAGCUUGCAAAAAAGCUCUCCUCUGACUUGAGACCGACAAGUGCGUGGAAUAAGCUGCCAGCAUAGGGUAAUUUAAGAAAUGAUCACAGUUAAUUCCAAGGGAGGCCACACUUAGGUCCCUUUGUUUCUCUAGGUCCAAAAUCCUCUGUUUCAAUAUCUUUUUAGCUACAUCAGGACCCAGGGAACAUAAAAACUGAUCUGAAAAGCCACAAUUGCCCAAGAUGGCCUGGACAUUCUUGGUCCAAGAUGACUGAAAUUCAUCUUUUAAAACCCAUGGGACAAGGCCUAAGCCAUGAAUAUGGAUUUUUAGCCAAUAAUUAAUCGUACGUAGUCAAGUCAGGGCCACAAUCCUAAUUAAUCCUGCUUCCAAACGUAGGGCCACAUUCGAGACACAGCGCAGGAGCAGGAAAAUGGCUUGUAGAAAUCUCUACUGUACCACCUCAAGCAGUUGUAAAUUAUCUGUCAAAAAGAUCUGAAUUCCAUACAACAUCUGGGUUAAAAUUGUGGCUUGAAAAACCUUAAGUGCGGCAGGAAUAUAAUAAGCACCCUUGGUAUGAAAAUUUUUUAACACCGCUGUAACCAUGUUCUGCGCACUUGCGGCCACAUACUCACUAUGGGAUCUCCAUGAAUUACGUUCAUGAAACACAAGACCUAGAUAUUUUUACGUUUUGUCCUGUUGGACGCUAUUGCCAUUAAUAACCCAUUUAUGUUUUUUUGGUCUCUUGCUAAAUACCAUCACCUUUGAUUUCUGGGUAUUAAUAGCCAGAGACUCCUCAGCGCGAAAUUGCGCAAGAGUUCUCAGGGCCCUCCUCAAGCCGACCAGUGUGGUAGAUAUUAUAGCUACGCCGUUGGCGUACAAUAAAAUAGAAAUAGCUCUUCCUGCUAAUUUGGGCUGAUGAAAGGCGGGAUCAUCCAAAAGAGGGAUUAAAAAGUUGAUAUAAAAAUUAAAUAAGAAGGGUGCCAAAAUGCACCCCUCUUUAACCCCUUUCUGUACUGGGUCUGAUAAAAUGGCUUAACCCUCAAUAAGGUAUUUUUAUACAGUAUAAAGAUAAGGAAGAGUAAACGGGGAUCUAUGGAGGUCCUUGCAAGUUUAUUCCAAAGCUGUGUCCUAGAUAUUGAAUCAAAGGCGGCCUUUAGGUCAGUAAAGGCCACAUAUAAUGAAGAGUUUUUAGUGGAGUAUUUUUCCACAAGAUGGGAUUAAACCAAGGCCUGAGCCAAUGUGGAGUGGCCAGAGCAGAAACCAGCCUGUUCCUCUCUAAGAAUGGAGUCCUAUUCAGCCCAGUCAAUAAGUCUAUGGCACAAGUGCCUUGCAUACAAUUUACUAAUUAUGCACAAUAGACUUAUUGGGCAGUAACUGGAGGGAUUAGAAUGCUGUCCGCCCAUAAAAAUCGGUACAAUAAUGGCCAUGCUCCAAUCCUCAGGAAUAUGUCCCACCCUAUCAAUAUAAGUGAAGAGCUUGGCUAAAACAGGGGGCCACCAAUCUAUUUCCGCCUUCAAAAGCUCCCCUUGCCUGAUGGUAAUUGGGAUAUCAAACUAAUGAUUUAUUGAACUGAGACCGGAUUCAGUCUAGAAGAUAUACACUAGGAGAGGGCCCAGGCAAAUCAGCCUCGUAUACUACCCUAAAAUGGGCUGUCCAGAUAUCUGUGGUAAUAUGGCCUCCCAAACUAGGAGAUCAUUAAUAUGAUUAUAUCCAAACUUUUCAUUUAUCAAGUUCUUAACUUGUGUGUUUUUUUAAAUCACUUUUCUUUUAUUAAUUUUCAGUCCUGCCACAUUUCCAUACUUCUCUAAUUCUAAUUCUAAUUCCAAUUCCACUUGUGCAAUUGAUCUGCAUGGAUUACUUAAGGUCAGUACCAUAUCAUCAGCAUACAUAUUUUUUACUGCUCUUCAUGGACCUUUAUACUUUGAAUUUUAUCAUUACUCCUUAUUGCUAUUGCGAGGGGCUCAAGACACAUUACAAAUAAUAAUGCUGAAAGUGGACAAUCUUGUUGCUUUUGAUUAAAAAAAUUAUCUGAAUUUAUUAUUUACCUACUCUUGCUUUAACAUAAUUAUAAAUAUCUUUUAUCCAAGUUAUGAACUUAUCACCAAACUGAUAUGCCUCCAAAAAGAAACUCUCACUCCACAUUAUCAAAAGCUUUCUUCGCAUCUAAAAAUAUAAAUGCGAUGGCACCAUCCUUCCUUUUUCUUAAUGUGACUAAUUCAAUGUAUCAGUUUCCAAAUAUUAUCUUUCAUUAAUCUAUUUGAUUUAAAAAAACCUAGCUUGAUCUACAUGUAUAUAUUCUGGAAUGAUUUUCAAAAUCAGUUUUCAAAAAGGCACCAUCCUUCCUUUUUCUUAAUGUGGCUAAUUCAAUUUAUCAGUUUCCAAAAAUUAUCUUUCAUUAAUCUAUUUGACAAAAAAACCCUAAGUUGAACUACAUGUAUAUAUUUUGGAAUGAUUUCAAUCUUGUUGCCAAGACUGAUGCAAAUAGUUUGUAAUCUAUUUCCUAACAAGGAGAUGGGUCUAUAAGAUGAAACUAAGAGUGGGUUUUUAUUAUGUUUUAUUAUUAGUACUAUCUUAGGCUUUGACCUGCACAAAAUACCAGUUUGUAACACUUCAUUCAUAACUUAACUGCUUAGCCAAAAUGUAAUUAAAGUUCUCAUAAUAAAGAUAACCCAUCCAAUCCA